Puntigrus tetrazona (Sumatra barb) is the source of this 2304-nucleotide messenger RNA. It is a transcript of the gene lpar5a, whose product is annotated as lysophosphatidic acid receptor 5a. Lineage: Eukaryota; Metazoa; Chordata; Actinopteri; Cypriniformes; Cyprinidae. The record is from RefSeq and is a predicted model, not a curated record. The coding region runs from base 232 to 1209 and encodes 325 amino acids. Gene Ontology annotation, biological process: behavioral response to pain; G protein-coupled receptor signaling pathway. Gene Ontology annotation, cellular component: membrane. Gene Ontology annotation, molecular function: G protein-coupled receptor activity. The transcript has a single exon.
UUAUUAAUACAUAAUAAGUACCAUAAUGCCAAAAGCGUACCCCCAAAGCAAAGUUUGCUCUCUUAAAUAUCUGCAUGUAAAUGCAAUUCACUUACUAACACCUCCCACUAUUUCCUGUCACUAACAAGUAGAACAAAAAAAAAAGGUAGCACGCAGGAAAAAAAUCGUUACAGAGCCAUUUCACAUUUCGACACAGCACUUCUCUUAAAUUCGCCUUUGUCUUUGGAAAACAUGUCACACAACAACACAGAUAACUGCAGCACAUCUCAUUUCAGAUAUCCACUUUUCACUUCCACCUACAGCAUCGUGCUGCUUUUUGGUCUUCCUUUGAACUCUGUGUCUCUUUGGAUACUGGUUUGUCGGAAUGGCCUGAUGAAAUCCGUUCCGGUCAUCUACAUGGCCAACCUGGCUCUAUCGGACCUACUUUUCACGCUUUCCCUGCCCUUUCGGAUUAUCUACUUCGCCACAGGUGAGUGGAAGCUGGGAAACACUCUAUGCGUCAUUCCGGGGACCCUCUUUGCAGUCAACAUGUACUCCAGCUCUUUGUUCAUCACGCUCAUCAGCGUGGACCGGAUGAUGGCCGUGGUGUAUCCGCUGAGAUCCCGACACUUGAGGACGGUACCGAUGGCGUGGGUGUUUUGCGUGAUGGUGUGGCUGAUCAUCGCUGGAUUGGCAGUGCCAACAGCCAUUAACCAUCCUGAAAAUAAGGACCCUGACUGCAACGUUACACGCUGUUUUGAGAAAUACACCCCUGAAGAAUGGAAGAACGGUUUUAUAAUUCUCUGCUGUGUCACUUUCUUAUUUAUUUUAAUACCUUUCUGCAUUAUUCUGGGCUGCACGGCUGCAGUCGUGCGGCAGCUGAAAGGCUACAGCAUCGCGACUUCCUCAAGUAGCACAGAGCUGAGUAAAAGCAAGAUCGUGAAGCUAUUUCUGUCUAACUUGCUCAUCUACGCCAUUUGUUUUAUCCCAUUUCACAUUGCUUUUAUCCUCUUUGGCCUGAGCAAACAAGACUACUUGCCUGGAGGUAACACUCUGGAAGUUUACUUCAGACUGCAGACCGUUACCAUGUGCAUGGCCAGCACAAACAGCUGUCUGGACCCCUUGAUCUACUAUUUCAGCUCAAAGAACAUUAAAGGUAGAAAUAGAUGUGACUCUUCAUCCAAAACCGUCGGUCUCGGCCUGGUUCAGAGCAUGAGUUGGAACGGAUAGCACGGCAACUUCCAUCAAAAUUGCGUUUGUUGUUGAGGUAAACAUGUUUUUUUGUCUGAAAGGAAAUGGUUAUGUAAAAAAAAACCCAUGUCUUAAACCAAAAGCUGACUCACGUAUGAGAGCGUGGCACGUCUGCUCAUGUGCAUAGCAUGAGAAGUUUGCAACUCUGUUUACCUCGCUCAGGCGCCCUAAUUGGGUGAAAAGGGAAGAAGACACCGAUCGUCGAGCUAGUGAUUUAUUACCUACCAAUGUGAUAGAGACUUUCAUUUGGUCAGCAAAUCUUGCAUUGUUUCAAAUCAUGAACUAAGCUGUUUCUGUGUAUAUUUGCUUAUUACUGAGAACCAAGGGAAGUAGCUACUGUAAAAAUAUUGGCCCCUCUGGUUGUACGUUGCUAUUUUUUGCCGCAUUAACUGCAUUUCUACCAGCAUUACAAGUCUUUUUUUCUAUGUUCUUGUGUCAUCGGGCAAAUUAUUUAAACUGCAUUUUUAUACGCCCAGCAUAGCAAUAUAUAUGCACUUGUGUGUCAUGCAUUAUGUUGGUUGAAAUAAACCAAGCAUACUUCUGCCAAAUUUCAUCGAUCGCUUUCAAAUUCUCAGAUGGCCUCUGCACUGCAACGACAUGUUUGACUUGAGAUGUGAAAAAGUGAGAAUUGGCUCACAUGAAGCUCACAGGCUGGCGCGAGGAAGUGAGAGUUGAAGUACACACCCUCUCCUGUCGUUUCACAUGAGGGAUCUUUUUCGUGAUGCGGUUUGUGGGCCAAGUGUGCUAAAAGGUCCGUUACGUGCACUUGUCUGUAACGAUCAGCAGAGAGAGAGAGAGAGAGAGAGAGUAGUGUUUCAGCAGUUUAUUGAUGGAUUUGUACAAGCGAUUGUUAUUUACAAAGCAGCAGAAUAGAGUGCAUCAAAUAAAACGCCUCAUUUACUCCAGAUAAAACCAGUUGUUGCUACACAAGUAUGUGGAAGAGGAACAAUACAUAUAAAUGGUACGAUUAGAAAAAGUGCAAGCAAAAUGAAAUGUUUCCACCUCAGAUGAGGUCUAAUGGUCUACCAUUAGUCAUGGAUGGACCGUACAUUUAUAAAAAAAAAAAUAAAUAAA